ACAUACAGAGCUCAGAGUUGUCUUUUGCAGUGCCAUGGCUUCUUCUGAUCAUGGCUGCUCUGCCUUCUUACCUCUCCUUCUCAUCUCUCUGUCAAUGCUAACCAUGAGCCAUGUAUGUUUGGGUGGGCGCUAUCUGUUGGAAGCAGCUGAUGAGACGAAGACUGCACCAGAGGAGGUGAAGCCACAUGAUCAACCCACUUUCCCAACAAUACCAAUCUUGCCCAAGCCUGAAUUCCCAACUCCGCCUGAAACUAAAUUCCCGGAGAUCCCCAAGCUCACUGAAGGUCAGCAUCUGCCUGAGAUGAAGUUCCCGGAAAUCCCCAACCCAUUUGAUCUUCAUCUUCCAGGGCUGCCCAAAUUGCCAGAGAUCCCCCAGCUGCCCAUGCCUACUCUUCCUGAGUUCCCAGUUAUGCCAAUGCCUACUCUUCCUGGAUUCCCAGCUUUCCCCAAGCCAACUCUACCUGGAUUUCCUGCUGUUCCCUAGAAGCCCACUUCAUCCUGAUGGUCACGUACGUCACAUACAGAGCCGGCCAUGCUUAGCUUGGCGCUAUUUGGCCUUCUUCACCAUUAGACUAAGACUCACUGUGUAUUUCUUGUCUUUUAUGGCUAUUUGGCCUUCUUCACCAUUAGACUUAGACUCGCUGUGUAGUUCUUGUCUUUUAUGGCUAAUUGGCCUUCUUCACCAUUAGACUUAGACUCGCUGUGUAUUUCUUGUCUUUUACGCAUGUAUGUGAGGUUGCCCACUGUAGCUCAUACUACUGUGUCCAACCCUUCUUUCUAAUCAGGGUUGCCAACUUACUUGGCAAAUUAUAAGUAAUUUCUGCAUAUGAUUGGCAGUAAUUGCCUUGUAUUCGGCAAUAGUGCGCCUGUUAAGCACCAAC
Messenger RNA from Nymphaea colorata (pocket water lily), 881 nucleotides. Its product is annotated as protein PELPK1-like. Lineage: Eukaryota; Viridiplantae; Streptophyta; Magnoliopsida; Nymphaeales; Nymphaeaceae. The transcript has a single exon. Bases 35 to 484 code for a protein of 149 amino acids. The record is from RefSeq and is a predicted model, not a curated record.